This is a messenger RNA of Melitaea cinxia (Glanville fritillary), 3527 nucleotides long. RefSeq names its product protein phosphatase Slingshot (gene ssh). The record is from RefSeq and is a predicted model, not a curated record. Gene Ontology annotation, biological process: protein dephosphorylation; negative regulation of actin filament polymerization; actin cytoskeleton organization. Gene Ontology annotation, cellular component: cytoplasm. NCBI's taxonomy places the organism in Eukaryota, Metazoa, Arthropoda, Insecta, Lepidoptera, Nymphalidae. Gene Ontology annotation, molecular function: actin binding; protein tyrosine/serine/threonine phosphatase activity.
AGUUGUAACAUACAUACCUUCAUUUCAUGCUAUCACAUCGGGUAUUUUGACUCUGCAUUGAUCUUAUGGUUUUUAUAUUUAUCUGUAUUUUAUCAAAAAAAUGUGUCUGUGUCUGUCCCAUUGCAUUGCAUUGCAUUUGCAAGUUAGUAUUUUCGUUGUUCCGUGUUCGUAGUUAAAGAAUAAAAGUUCCAAACAAUACUUAUGAGUUUAAAUAAAAUUUCCUCGUCAUGAGUAUAAUUACAGUUUAUGGUGACCCCUGGACGUUUAUCUAUUCAGUGAUUCAUCUUUAGAUUAGUAUUAUGAUAAGUCGAUAUUAAUUCACUUUAUGUUUGUGAUUGUGUAUUACUCCGAUAAUGAUUGGUUAGGACUAAUGUGGUAUGGCACUUGUAACUAUUCGACGUACUCCGAGCGUGCAAACACCAAAGAAAACGGAUGAAGAAGAAAAAUCGUCUGAUGUUAGUGAAGAGGAUGUCGGAAAUCGUGCCAGCAAGAGUCUCAAUGAAUGCUACUUCGCAAAUAAAGGUGCCGCGUUGGUGUUGGGCAGCGCGGAGCAAGGGUGCGCCGACCAGCGGCGGUCACCUGUGCGAGCGCAUCCUCAGCCGGACAUUCAUCAUCACUUACAGUCCAUGUUUUAUUUGGUGCGCCCGGAGGAGACGCUCAAAAUGGCGGUGAAAUUGGAGAGCGCUCACCCGGGUCGAACGCGGUACUUGGUAGUGGUGUGUCGCGGUGACGAAGCAGCGUUGCUAGGGAUAGACUGCAAUGAGCGAACAACGGUCGGGCUUGUGCUGCGAGUCCUGGCAGACACUUCCAUUAAACUAGACGGAGAUGGAGGCUUUAGCGUUUGCGUUUGCAAUCAACAACAUAUAUUCAAACCGGUGUCUGUCCAAGCCAUGUGGUCGGCGCUGCAGACGCUGCACCGCGCCAGCGCGCGCGCCCGCUCGCUGAACCACUUCGCGGGCGGCGCGUCGCACGCCUGGUGCGCGCACUACGAGCGCCGCGUCGACUCCGACCGCUCCUGCCUCAACGAGUGGCACGCCAUGGACUGCAUCGAGUCGCGCCGCCCGCCCUCGCCCGACUCGCUCCGACUCAAGCCACGCGAAAGAGACGAAACAGAACGCGUGAUCAGGUGUACGCUAAAAGAAAUAAUGAUGAGCGUAGACCUUGAUGAAGUGACGAGCAAAGCUAUCCGCGGCCGCCUCGAAGACGAGCUCGACAUGGAUCUAGCCGAAUUCAAGCCAUUCAUUGACCAAGAAAUGCUUACUAUAUUAGGUCAAAUGGAUGCGCCCACAGAAAUAUUUGACCAUGUAUAUCUUGGAUCGGAGUGGAACGCAAGUAACUUAGAGGAACUGCAAAGAAACGGGGUGAGGCAUAUACUCAAUGUGACUCGAGAAAUCGAUAACUUUUUUCCUGGCAUGUUUGAUUAUCUAAAUAUAAGAGUUUAUGAUGACGAAAAGACUGAUCUACUUAAACAUUGGGAUAAUACUUUUAAGUACAUAAACAAAGCGAGAAACGAGGGCUCCAAGGUCCUCGUUCAUUGUAAAAUGGGAAUCAGUAGGUCCGCUUCCGUCGUUAUCGCUUACGCAAUGAAAGCGUUCAAUUGGAAUUUCGACAAGGCUCUCAAACACGUAAAAACGAAAAGAAGCUGUAUCAAACCCAACACGAACUUUCUUAAUCAACUCGAGACAUAUCAAGGUAUACUCGAUGCUAUGAAAAAUAAAGAAAAGUUACAAAGGUCAAAGUCAGAGACUAAUCUCAAAACGCCGAAGUCGGCGUCGAAAAUGGAAAGUAAAAUAAUGGAUCCGACGCCCCUGGCGCUGGCGCUGACGGGCUCGUACAGUGGCCGGCCGCGCUCCUGGUCGCCCGACACCAAGCUGGCGAGCGAGCUGCUGCCGCCCACCUCCGUGUCGCUGGAGAACCUGGCCUCCGAGACGCGCCACAUGCUCAUGCCCUGCGCCAGCGGCAGCUACAGCGUGUCGCCCAACCAGAUCAUUCGCCUCAAGGAGGAGGGCGCGCUCUCCGUCAAGCACAUCGUUAAUGAAAUCGAGAGUGCGGCGUCCGGGGAGCGACGAGAGCACUUUAGGCGAUAUCAGAGAUUAAAUUUUGGAAACUCCUGCGAUAUCACCUGCAGUAGAACGUCGGAAAUUGCCAUCAGUGCGACGACCGACACGUAUGGGAAAGAGUCUCUCGAGUCGCUUCAGCGAAAUUCAGUUCAAAAAUUUCCUCAGAACGAUUUAGAAGUGGACAAAAAUCACACGUGGGACCCCGGGGAGUCGCCGUGGCUCCGGGGCGAAGACGUCAGAAACGCCGUGGACGGUGAUAAUAUAGUUAAAAGUGAUAGUGGUAUAGUGGACGUUAAAAUAAAAGCGAGUGACGCUAUGUACAAUUCGUUAGAACGUAAUAUAGAGUCCGAGGAGAGAAAGGGCAUCGACGACGAGGCGCCGCCGCCGAGCAGGCAGAGCUCGUGGAGCUCGUUCGACAGCGCCGUGGUGGCCGACCUGUCGCGCCAGCCCUCGUGGGGCUCCUACGACACGCGCGCCGCGCCCGCCGACCUCGCCGUCAUCCGCGAGCGCCCCGCCGCCCACCUCGCCGCCAACGAGCGCAAGUUCAACGAGACCAUGCUGGAGCUGGCCGCGGCCGCGCGCGACCGCGGCGCCUGCACGUGGGGCGGCCGCCUGUCCGCCUCCGCGCCCGCCGACACUUGGCUGCGCGCCGGGCCGCGCCGCCGCCGCCUGGCCGCCGCCUCGCACGGCGACCUGCCGCGCGCCGCGCCCGCGCCGCCGCCCCCGCCCGUCGGCCUCGUGAGCAAUCUCAAGAAGGAGUUCGAGGCCCGUUCCGAGCCCGAGCCACUGCGCCGGUCCUCGUCGCGCGCGCGCCCCUCCGCCUCUCCCCCCGCGCAGGCGGCUCAGCCCGCCGAGGAUCUGUCCGUGCGGGUGCUCGUGGAUCGCUACGACCAGCCGGGUCGCACGCGAUCCGAGUCAGGCGGUGAAGCCGGCCGGGUCAAGGUUUCCCACGAGUCCGUUUCGAAGAAAUGCAAACUGACAUCAGAUGGCGAGACGCGGACGCGCUCACGCACUUCGCAGUGCGCGGGGGGCGGGGCGGGUGGCUUAGCCGGGGCGGGCGGGGUGUCAGGGGCGGGUGCCAGCGAGCGGCCGCCGGUCGCGCCCACGGUGGUGGCGCUCGCGCCCCUGGAUUACUCUAACGUGGUAGUUUCAACUGUGAUGUCGAAAGCUCAAAAUAAAAACAAUUGCAGCAUGGGAAGACCCAUCCCUUGACGAGGCUCAAUUUGAACCGGUCGAAUAAUAGAUGUUCGAAUCCUGUGUAUAAUACUAUGUAGUAGUUAUUAUGUUUUAUUUAUUAUGAAUUCUUGCCAAACUGGAUAUUUUAUCUUUCUAGAGUUUUAUAUACUAUUUACAAAAUGAGAUCACAGUGUAUUUGUCUAUCACGUAAAAUUGUAUUAAACGGCUGUUUGUGAGUAGAGAAUGUUAAAAAGAAAAUAAAUUCGAUACAACGGAUAUACAACUUUUAAA